Molecule: messenger RNA, 933 nt
Organism: Cordyceps fumosorosea ARSEF 2679
Lineage: Eukaryota; Fungi; Ascomycota; Sordariomycetes; Hypocreales; Cordycipitaceae
Product: HPP family protein
Exons: 2
Coding region: 1-933 (310 amino acids)
Source: RefSeq, a predicted model, not a curated record
AUGCGUCGACCGAAUUCCCAUCACGCAUGGAACUUUGACAUUGAUCGAUACCUCGAUCCAAUCGUUCCCGCGCCGCCAUGGCGCUACCUGCCCUACCCAGUCGCCCACUUCCUGGGCUACCGCAAGACCAAGCCCGCCAACACGGGCAACAUCAUGCCCACCUUCUGGGCCUUUAUCGGCAUCUUCUGCGCCAUCAUCAUUGUCCAGGUCGUCUCGACGCACAUUCCGAGCUUUGAGAGCCACCAUGUGCCCGCUAUCGUCGGGUCGUUUGGCGCCACCGCUGUCCUCGAGUUCUACGCCAUAGAGUCUCCGCUCGCGCAGCCUCGCAAUGCAUUCAUCGGUCAGUUGCUGGCGUCCGUCAUUGGCGUCGCCGUCGCGAAGCUGUUCCUCCUCAGCAACCACUUCGACAGCAUCCAGUACGUCGGCGGCGCGCUCGCCUGCGCCGCCACCACCUCCCUCAUGGCCCUCACCAAGACGGUCCACCCGCCCGCCGGCGCCACUGCGCUGCUCGCCGUCGUCGACGACCGCCUCCUCGGCCUCGGCUGGUUCCUCAUCCCCGUGAUGGCGCUCGGCUGCACGCUCAUGGUCGCCGUCGCCCUCGUCGUCAACAACAUCGAGCGCCGCUUUCCCGUCUACUGGUGGACGCCGGAGACGCUGCACGCCAAGCGACCGAUCCUGCACCGCGCCAAGGAGGAGGAUCCGGAGAGCCUGGCGCCGGCUGGCAGCGCGACCACGGCGGAAGAGCCGAAGACGAUUGGCUCCGAGACGGAGGAUGGUGCGGAGCCGUCGCCGGAGACGUUGGCGGACAUCUUGCACCGCAAGCACGAGCACAACGAGGUCGUAAUCCGGCCGGGCGAUGUCGUGGUACCGCAGGAGAUGUAUCUGACGCAGGAGGAGGUACAGUUGCUCGAGACGCUUAGCAGACGUCUGUAG